This is a messenger RNA of Striga hermonthica, 1116 nucleotides long. The record is from the annotation of a GenBank genome assembly. Lineage: Eukaryota; Viridiplantae; Streptophyta; Magnoliopsida; Lamiales; Orobanchaceae.
AAAUAUCAAUUUGGGGCUUGCGAACUAGGGUUACGAUGGAUGAUCCUAAUCAAAACAAUGCAGCAGAGGAGGUUUUUCACAAAUUACGAGCUUUUUCUCUGUCAAACAUAGAGAAUGCGGUUAUUGAUAUCGGAGAUGAUGAUGUUAAAGCAAGUAUUGACGAAUGUAGACACAGCCUGUUUGGGAAAAUCGUGGGUGAGAAACGUGCUCAUCUGAGGGGAAUAAAAAAAGCCAUGGGCUGCCCGGCAAAUGAAGGCAGAUUGGUAAGGGAGCUAGGGAUAAAUUUCUUUCAAUUCAUCUUUGAAAAUCAGGAGGAUAUGUUGAAAGUGGCCAAUGGUACAAAUUGGAUUUUUGAAAAUCAAUUUCUGAUUCUUAGGAAAUGGAAAGAAGGCCUCAGAAGUACAGACAAAUCUUUCAAUGAACUCAAUCUUUGGGUGCAAAUCCAUAAUGUGCCGCUGAAUUGGCUCACGUCGGAGGUUGGUCUCAAAAUCGGUAAAAUCUUUAAAUCCAUUUCAAAUGUUCUGAUUAGCAAUCUGGGAUCGCAAGGAGGCCGACUGAUUAAGCUUCUAGUUACAGUAGAUAUCACUGAAGCGCUACCGCGAUGCACAACAAUCAGAUUAGGCUCUCAAGCUGUUACAGUCACAUUCAAAUACGAAAGGCUCGUUAAUCUCUGUUUUUACUACGGCAAAAUUGGUCAUAUUGAAAAAGGCUGCAAUCAACGAAUAGAAGAUAUCAGUGCUAAUACUCUCAAAGAGGGCCAAUUCGGCGAAUGGAUGAGAGCAACUGAUGGCUUGCAAGGUCAGGGCUGGAACAAUGCUAAUUCCUCUACAGACAAGGCCAAAGACUCAGAUACUCCCCAGUCUAACACCCGUCAACCUUCUACAAGCCAGAAUCCAAUAACAAAUGCCUCUCAGGAGCAAGUGGGCAGUUCCAAGCGGCAGGAGAAUGCAGUGCAAGUCACCGAAUCCAAUUUCUCAAAAGAAAAAACUGCAGAACCAAUGGAACAUACUGACCAACAAGCUCUUGUGAUGGUUCCCAUACAUUACCUGAAUUCCAGCGAACAUGGAAAAAUCACCCAGCAGCAAAUGGAAGAAGAGAAGGCAGAAGCAAUAACUU